AUGCCCAACACCCCAAACCAAGCUCCUGUUCCCCCUUCUCUCCUCCCCGCUACCCCCUCGCCCACUCGUGUGUCCCUCCAGCUGACGGAGGAGUGGGGCGAGCGGCUGUUCGCAGCGCUGGCACGCGCGGGUGGGCGGGCGCACAACAACAUGGCGGUGGGGUACAACAACAUCGACAUGGACACAGCUACGAAGCACAGCAUAAAUGUCGGCAACACGCCCGGCGUGCUCACUGAGACGACUGCGGAGCUGGCGGCUUCGCUGAUGCUGGCGGCAGCGCGACGCGUGGUGGAGGCGGAUUACUUCAUGCGCGCAGGGAAAUACGACGGGUGGCUGCCCACCAUGUUCAUCAGCAAUCUGCUCAAGGUGCAGACGGUGGGCAUCAUUAGCGCGGGGCGCAUUGGCAGCGCCUAUGCACGCAUGAUGGUGCGAUGGGGGGGUGGGGGGGUUGGAGGAAUGGGCGAUGAGUCGAUGGGGGAUCGAGGGGAUAAAUCGAGGGGAUAG
Molecule: messenger RNA, 504 nt
Organism: Closterium sp. NIES-65
Lineage: Eukaryota; Viridiplantae; Streptophyta; Zygnematophyceae; Desmidiales; Closteriaceae
Source: the annotation of a GenBank genome assembly